Cataglyphis hispanica is the source of this 884-nucleotide messenger RNA. RefSeq lists its product as uncharacterized. Bases 203 to 523 code for a protein of 106 amino acids. The record is from RefSeq and is a predicted model, not a curated record. NCBI's taxonomy places the organism in Eukaryota, Metazoa, Arthropoda, Insecta, Hymenoptera, Formicidae. The transcript is spliced from 4 exons.
AUAGGAUAUGUACCGCAGAGAGAUGUACGCAUGCUCGACGUAAUUCGCUCCUUCCCUUCAGGAACUGCAUCGUGUAGGGACAAUGCCUUACGAGCGACACAGCGGCGGACAAAUGCAGCUAGCGUGGGCUCGCCAUCCUCUCGGUGCUUUUUGCACGUAAUCCGGAAUCAAAGUGGAAGGCGUCUAUACAUUUUACACAGAAAUGAGGGAAAAUGAUAGGGUUGCACUAUGUUUCUUAUUGAUACUUGCGCUAUGUACGAGAGUAUAUUCGGCGAACGCCAAACAUAUAAUUACCAAGAGAAAUUAUAGUGACCAAAGCGUAAGAGGCUAUCUAGCAGAGAGGACUUGUUGGUGGAAUGAAGUGUGCAAGGAAGAGUUUCACAGUAAGUUUCGGUGUCGUUGUCCGAGAUGGUCAUAUUGCCGUGCACCAGGCAGAUAUUACGACGCUCACUGCAGCAUGACACGCACAGGCUACAUAUGGACCCAACCAGAAACAUCGUUGAGCCUCGAAAUCGAUAAGUAAACGGACAUUACGGAAAGCCAAUCCUCAAAGAAAACAGAUGUGGCAAUACAAAGGAAAUCAAAUUUCUCUCCUUUAAAAUCAAAAUCGGCGAUUGUUAAAGUAUCCGCAGAUUGUUUAUUCAUCAGUUAAGAUAUAAUAUGAUUGUCCGAAACGUAAGUUUCUAUUAGCAACUUUUUUGAGAAGAAAAUGGAUUGCAUAAUGUUGAAGGGAUGAUGUUCGAAAGACUCGAAAACAAUAUAAUUUAUAUUAGCAUCAAUGAACACAGGCUGCCAAGAAUUUAUAAUUAUUGCGUUAUAUAUAAGCUCACGUGCUCAAGUUGUUAUUAAUAAAGUUCUCUAUUAAUAAAGUUUUGGUGAAAUAA